AUGCUGAUUGGAAAUCUCCGCCCUACCGUCAUCAUUCAAGCAAGAAAAAGAGAAAGAAUAACUUACAGAGCUGAAGAGCUCGCGGGGGACAUGGAAAUCGCGACGACCAACACCUCCGUCCACUACUUCGAGGCGGCGACGCUGGCCACCAAAUCGGUCAUCGUUUACUGCGACCGAGCAGAGGUGAAACGCCUUGUCUGCGUUAACCUCACAAAAGGGUCACAUGAGAUCCUCAUUCAGGUUAGCCUUCAAAACACGUCUUUAUUUUUUUGAAUCAAAAAUGAAAAUAUUUUUGGAAAAAAAAGUAAAAACGAAACGAAAAAAAUUGUCAAUUUUCUCGUAAAAAAAUUUAUCAAGGGCUUUGCAUUUAUCCAUGGGGCAGAUUUGCUUGGAGUAUAAUUUUCAGACAGAUUUUUUAAAAUAUGUUCCAAAUGCCUUUUUCUUUGAGAGUUUGAAAAGUCGCUCUCUCAACAAAAAGGCUCUCUGAACUUUAAAGAAAUCCUGAAGAGUUUUAUAAAUUAAUUUUUAUUGAUGACAAGCUUGUUUCAUAACUUGUUAAACCAGGUUCAGUGCUUCUUAAAGGAAAUUGAAGUUCUCUCUUGCCCAUUUUUUUUUAAAAAUCAAACCGAAGUAUGACCAUGAUAAACGUCCACGCUGCUCUCGUUCUUUGAGCUCAUUCCGUUGUGCACUGGUUAUUGUUGCUUUCCAGAAUGUUUCCGCUGUUAUCGAACGACAGUCGGUUCGAGUGGACGGCCGCGGUGUCAUGAUUCAGGAGGUCCAAUAUCAAGAAAUGCCACUCGAUAACGAUACCGAAACUGAAAAGGUUUCAGAGAAAUAAACGAGAGGAAACUUGCAAAGUAACGCUCAUUUCAGGUUAGAGAGCUAGAAAAACACAAAAUUGAAUUGGAAAACGACAAGUUCGCUCUAGAAGACGAAAUUUCGUCCUUACGCAAGAGGAUAGAAGUUUUGGACGGAGUGGCGGCUCAGGUGUCUAAUUUCCUGAAUUUUUCUUUAUGAAAACUUUAUUUUUCAGAUCGCAGCUGGUCCUCCGAUGGGAUUUUCCAGCGCUCCUUCUGGUUCAGUUGCAGAUUUUUACAAUCAUCAGCCAACAAGAAGGUGACAAGAAACCAUCCAAAUCUUGGAGAAAAAACGGUUCCAGACACACGAUCACUUCGCAACCAGGAAAUCCGCUUCUGCCAGCCAUGUCUUCGGAACAAAGUGGCGCCUCCAGUGGUUUCCUUUUCAACCAAGAAACUCUGGAAAAUCUCACCAAAUUCCUCAAAUAUUAUGGUUGAACUUUCGAGGAAAACAUUCACAAUCUUUUUCGAAUUCAGGAGAAACCAUCAGCGAAAUGAAGCGCGACUUGCGACGAAAACAACGAGAAUGCGAAAAUCUGAUGGAACGCCUUGAUUCACACGAAAGACAAAUCGACCAGCUCCGAUGUGGGGCAGAAUACGAUUCCGUCAAGAGGUUAGAACUGUUUUGUACGAUUAAAAGUGUUGUCAAAUGGUUUAUUUGGUUGCUUCGGUUCAUGGAUGACGUUUUACCCGGCAACACGCAUAGUCAUCUUUUUGCGCGAGAUUUGACACAUAAUUUAAGAAAUAAAUUAAAGAUUUCUGA
This is a messenger RNA of Caenorhabditis auriculariae, 1620 nucleotides long. The record is from the annotation of a GenBank genome assembly. Lineage: Eukaryota; Metazoa; Nematoda; Chromadorea; Rhabditida; Rhabditidae.